GGGCGCCGCGGCCGCCCGCAGCCCGGCAUGGAGGAGGACGAGGCGGGCGCGGAGCCGCGGGGCUCCCGCCGCCGCUCGCCCAGCCCUGGCCGCCUGGAUGUGAGCUCCAGCCGCUUCGACCCGCUGCUGGCGCUCUACUCGCCGCGCACGCCGCUGCCCUUCCCCGCCGCGCCCUGCUUCAACAACCUCGCCGAGUACGAGAGCUUCCAGCGCGGCCUGCGCCGCCCGCACGGCCGCCGCGGUGCCCCC
Molecule: messenger RNA, 249 nt
Organism: Passer montanus (Eurasian tree sparrow)
Lineage: Eukaryota; Metazoa; Chordata; Aves; Passeriformes; Passeridae
Product: U7 snRNA-associated Sm-like protein LSm11
Exons: 1
Biological process (GO): mRNA 3'-end processing by stem-loop binding and cleavage
Cellular component (GO): U7 snRNP
Molecular function (GO): U7 snRNA binding
Source: RefSeq, a predicted model, not a curated record